Molecule: messenger RNA, 3442 nt
Organism: Cottoperca gobio
Lineage: Eukaryota; Metazoa; Chordata; Actinopteri; Perciformes; Bovichtidae
Product: coiled-coil domain-containing protein 171-like
Source: RefSeq, a predicted model, not a curated record
GGGGAGACAUCAGCUGUGUGUCUUCACUCUCUCUCUUUCUCUCAGGUGUUGGAUCAGAGGGUGAAGUCUCUGGAGUCGAGCAUCGAGGCGGAGCGAGCCGCUCACCUGGAGUCCAAGUUCAACUCUGAGAUCAUCCAGCUGCGGGGGCGGGACGUGGAGACGGCGCUGGUGGUGGAGCGGUCCGGCCUGCAGGAGGCGCGGAGCGACCUGGAGCUGCUGAAAGCUCAGUUCAGAGAGGAGGAGCGAGCUCACGGGCUGGAGAGGGAGCGCAGCGGCAGCAAGGAGCGCGCUCUGCAGCGGCUGCAGAAGGAGUACGAGCAGUGCAACUCUGACCUUGGCGUUGCCUUGGAGACGGGGAGGACGGCGACCUCUGACCUCACAGAGCGACUGGAGGAGGAGAAGAGACGACACGCCAACACACACACACUGCUGGAGCAGGCGGCUGGCAGACAGUGUGAUGCAGAGGAGUGUGUGAGCCUCAUCAGAGAUGCACUGCACCAACACACCACACACAUCAGUCCUGCAGCAAAGCAUAUGGGAAGCGGAAGUCCCUCCGCUGAAGUCGUGCAGCUGCUGAAGACGACCCUCGGCACGGACCGCCUCGCACUGGAAGCGGCCGACGGACGGAUCCAGGAUGUGCAGUUGGCGGCGGAGCGGCUGCAGGAGGAGCAUCGGGCGCUCCGACAGCUGAGCUCCGAUCAGAUUAUCUUAACAUUCUCACUGCAGGAGGAGCUGAGUCGCCUUCGCCAGGAGAGCUGCCACUGGGCCACGCAGAGCCGAGGGCUGCAGGCCGACCUGGAGAGAGAGAGGGAGGAGAGGGAGACAGAGAGAGAGAGAGAGAGGGAGGAGAGGACAGCUGAAGUCCAGAAGAUAACUGACCACCAUGAGAAAGAGUCAAAGGCCCGUCUGUCCUUCCUCUACUGCGUCUACCAGCGCCUGCUGGCCGGCUGCGUCCUCCUCCAUCAGCCCCAGAGCAUCCUGGGUAAUUUCACGUGGAAGGAGCUGUGCGACGUCAUCAACGAGCAGCUGGACCAGCUGACCUCUGACCUCCGGGGGGCCAACGACCAGAUCGCCCACCUGCAGAGUGUGUGCGAGAAGAAGAGUGUGUGUGUGCGCGAGCUGCAGCGCAGUCAGGAGUGUGUGUUGUCUCGUGUGGAGGAGAGCGUGAAGAGGAGGGAGGAGGCGUGGAGCAGCCGGCACACACACACUGUGACACAGCUGCAGAACGAGCUGCAGGUGUGUCGCUCUCAGUGCGACUCCCUCCGUGGCAACACCUCCUCUCUGGAGCUCCACGUCUCCACGCUAACCUCCGACCUCUCCCGGCUCGGGGGCCUCCUCUCUCGCAGCCGCAGGGAGUCGGCCUGCUUCCUGUCGGCGUGCGCGCUGCUAGCCGGGGCGCUGAAACACACUCACCGCCGCCUGCAGACGCUCUGCAAACAGAAAACACUGGCGUGCAGACGGCUGGCAGAGAGGGAGGCGCUGGAGGAGGAGGUGAGGAGGCUGGCUGCAGCUCUGGGAGGGGAGGAGGAUGAAGAGGAGGGGAGGAGGAGGAGGGCGGUGAGGCGCUGGAGGAGGAGUGUGUGUGUGGUGUUGGCGGUGCGGAGGUGGUGUGCACUCACCAGACAGACGACAGUGUUGUUCCGGCUGGAGGGGGGGGGCGGCUGUGUCUGUGCAGGGUCGCCAACGGCAACACAGAAGGGCCAAGAUGCUCCGAGCUCAGAUGCUGAUGAUGAAGGUCGUGCAGGUGUGUGUGCUCGCUGGCUUCGCUCCAAACGUCUCUCCUCUGUCAUUCUGUCGUCCAUGGCCGACCUGCAGGGGGCGCUAACACACUCUGGCUCCUCCCGCCAAGACGUGACGUCAGCGGCUCGUUCUGGCUUGGUCCCGCGCCUGGAUCAGCUUCUCGACCAAUCAGACGGGGCGUCCGGUCUGCCUCGCUCGGAGGGGGACGAGGACGUGUAGACCGGCCUGAGCAGCCUGACGCCUCCACAGCCGACGCCAAAGGCGCUGGUGUCCGCCCUGCAGCAGCACUUCCUGCUCCUCAGCCAACGGCUGCACUCGGCCGAGGUGGAGAGGCGGGGCCUGAGGCUGGAGGUGGCCAAUCAGAAGAGAGGACGACGGCAGGAGAGAGAGGAGACCUGCAAGGCAGUCCCAUCAACACAGUUCCACAGUGUGUGUGUGGAGCUCCGUCAGGCGCUGAGCAGGGAACAGGAAGCCCAGACACUCAUUCAGGAGCAGAGCAACCAGCUGCACACACUGCAGCUCCGAGUCCACACACACACCGCCGAGCAGACCGACACACAACACACACUGAGCCAGACCACACAGUCUCUGUCGGAGGCUCGGCAGGAGGUGAGCCGGAAGGAGCGCUCGCUAAGGAUUCUGGGUAAGCACCUGUCGGGGGUUCAGAGGGAGAGGAAGCAGCUGGAGGAGAGACUGCAGCGAGUGGAGGACGAGCUGACGGACGCCGCCAGACGUCAGGGCUGUCUGAUCAGCAACAUGGCGGCUGCAGAGACGAGUUACAAGCAGCUCAGAGAGAGGCUCGUCCAAUCACGUCGCUCCCUGUCAGCUCAGCCCCACCCCCUGCCGUUACCCAGGGAACACCUGGAGCUGAGUGGAGCAGAGAGCAUCAUGGGAGCUCCUGAGGUGGCAGCCUGCCAGAGUCUCCUCUCCUGCGUGUCGCAGCUCUUCCACACCUGCAGCUCCCGGAUCCACUGGCUGCAGCAGGAAGUCGACGCCCACCGCAGUCACGUGACCGCGCUGCGCGGCGAGCUGCAGGACGCCUGUCUCCGGGACAACCUCACCUACGUACCUAAGGCUGAUUUUCCAGAAACUUUUGCGUUUGCUGACGUGGAAACCCCUCAACCUGUUCUCCUCUCUGAUUCGCCGAAAGAGCCAUCAGUCAGUUUAAGCACCGCCCCCUCCCAGACAAACCCCGCCCAUCCCAAAACGAAGGAGAAGAAAGCCGUGAAGAAGAAGAGAGCAGGCAGAAGAUCGACCGCCGGGCCUGGAAUGUGAUUUUAGCAACAUCAGUCUGCGUGUGUGGAAGUUCUGGAAAACUCUUCAACACACUCCUGGAAAGUUCUGGAAAGUUCUGGAAAGAUUUGACGUUCAGACAAUCAGAACAUUCAACAUUAUUUCUGUUUAUCUUUAACAGCUGCUUGGUGAAGACCAUCUGGUGUGUGUGUGUGUGGUGUGUGAGUGUGUGUGUGUGUGUGUGUGAGUGUGUGUGUGUGUGUGUGUGUGUGUGUGUGUGUGUGUGUGUGUGUGUGUGUGUGUGUGUGUGUGUGUGUGUGAGUGUGAGAGACAGUGCAGAUGGUUUCAGUAAAAUAUUUCUGCUCGUAAACUUUGCCUGAGUUUUUUUCAAACAAACAAAUGAGAAUAUAUUCAGAUAUAAAGAGAUGGUGACUGUGUGUUACAUCCCGUCAACGUGUGUGUGUGUGUG